Trichoderma reesei QM6a is the source of this 1374-nucleotide messenger RNA. RefSeq lists its product as uncharacterized. The transcript has 4 exons. Gene Ontology annotation, biological process: G protein-coupled receptor signaling pathway. The record is from RefSeq and is a predicted model, not a curated record. NCBI's taxonomy places the organism in Eukaryota, Fungi, Ascomycota, Sordariomycetes, Hypocreales, Hypocreaceae. The annotation marks the transcript as partial. Gene Ontology annotation, cellular component: cytoplasm. Gene Ontology annotation, molecular function: G-protein alpha-subunit binding; guanyl-nucleotide exchange factor activity.
AAACUCCAGGCAGUGACUGAAUUGGUCAACAAACUUACCGAAGACCUCGAUAAGGGCUCUCUAUCCCCCAAAGACCGAGAUGAGGCUCUGGAAGAACUCAAGAUCUACGGGCGAGACCCUCGGAAUGCAGAUCCCAUCUUCACCAAAGAGGGCAUCUCGAUGCUGCUACGGUAUGGCUUUGACAGUCCGUCCAGCGACACAGCCCGAGCGGCUCUGAGGGUUGUGGCAAACUCGAUGCUGCUGAAGCCUGAGAUCAGACGGAUGCUCGUGGACCAAGGCUUCGCCGUAAAGGCUUGCGAGGGACUCAAGACCGACAACUGGGAUGAUGAGUUUCUCAAGUCACGCAUUCUGCUGCUGUCCACCUACGGGACGAAGGAGCACUUGGCUAAUCUCAUUGCCGAGCACAAUCUUGCCGAGAAUAUCACGGAGAAUUUAAGGCGACAUGCCGAACUCGUGGAUACCAAGUCCUCGCAGUCGCAGCCCAUGGAAGACAUGGCGCUCGCUGAGACGUUGAAGCUCUUGUUCAACGUCACUCACUUCGCCAAGGACGAAGUUGCUCGGUUCAAUGGAGCCGUUCCGCACAUUGUCACACUUCUCUGGAAGCAAGACAUUCCAGCCUCUAGCCCUCUCGACUCAACAUUCGGACCUUUGGUCAACGCCCUGAUCAAUCUCGACAUCUCCACUCCUUCUAAUCGAGAAGCCCUCUAUCCCAGCUCUGAGCCCAACAAGGUCGCGGCUCGGCUGAUAUCUCUCCUCGAUGCAGCCAUGGCAUUCUACGGUGACAAUGACCUCGACGCUACCGUUACCCCCUUGGUUAGCACGAUACUCAAAGUCCACGAGCAUGCUCCCGAGUCAGUGCGCCAGUUCAUCAGCAGCAAGUUACUGCCAACCGCAGAGGACAGAAAAUCGGUUCUCGGGAAAGGCACAACACUUUCGGCAAGGUUACUGAAGAACUCGACCAAUCCGCUGACUCCCUCCCUACGAGACGUCAUCGCCCACCUUCUAUUCAAUCUAUCUGACAAGGAUGCUAACAAGUUUGUGGAAAACGUCGGCUACGGAUUUGCUUCCGGCUUUUUGUUCCAGAACAAUGUACCAAUUCCCGGAAGUGCAUCAACAGCCUUCAACGCCGGCGACUCUACAGGUGCCCAGAGGCUUGUGAAUCCCAUUACAGGACAAUUCCUGGAUCAAGAGAAGGUCGCAGAGAUGCCUCCCAUGACUGAAGAUGAGAAAUUACGCGAGGCGGAGAGACUGUUUGUGCUCUUCGAACGACUCAAGAAGAACGGCAUCAUCGACGUCGAAAAUCCCGUUGCACAGGCUUUGCGAGAAGGAAAAUUCCGAGACCUUGGCGACGACGAGGUUGAGGAGCUUGACUGA